GCGGGACAGAUCAGGAGACGCCGGCACUGGGGUACCAGGAGGACGCGAGCUGACUACCUGACUCUGGGCGGCGCAGAACGCCGGCCGCGCGAGGGGCGGGGGCUAAGCGUAUCGAGGGGCGGUGCUCGAGGGCGCGGGAGGCGGGAGAGGUUGCCGCGCCGGGUGCCCUGGCAGCCGCAGCCCCGCCCCGCUGCGUCCGGCCCGGUCCUGUCCCGCAGCGUCCCGCCAGCCAGCUCCUUGCACCCUUCCCGGCCGAGGCGCUCCCCGGUGCUCCCCGCGCAGCCAUGGCUCAGCACUUCUCCCUGGCCGCCUGCGACGUGGUCGGAUUCGACCUGGACCACACUCUGUGUCGCUACAACCUGCCCGAGAGCGCCCGGCUCAUUUAUAAUAGCUUUGCCCAGUUCCUAGUUAAGGAGAAAGGGUACGAUAAGGAAUUGCUCAAUGUGACCCCAGAGGAUUGGGAUUUCUGUUGCAAAGGUUUGGCAUUGGAUCUAGAAGAUGGGAACUUCCUUAAACUUGCAAAUAAUGGCACUGUUCUUAGGGCAAGCCAUGGCACCAAGAUGAUGACUCCAGAGGUGCUGGCAGAGGCAUAUGGCAAGAAAGAGUGGAAGCACUUCUUGUCGGACACUGGAAUGGCUUGCCGCUCAGGAAAGUAUUACUUUUAUGACAACUACUUUGACCUGCCAGGAGCUCUUCUGUGUGCCAGGGUGGUGGACUAUUUAACAAAACAGAACAAUGGUCAAAAAACAUUUGAUUUUUGGAAGGAUAUAGUUGCUGCUAUACAACACAAUUAUAAAAUGUCAGCUUUUAAGGAAAACUGUGGAAUAUAUUUUCCAGAAAUAAAAAGAGAUCCAGGCAGAUAUUUACACAGUUGUCCUGAAUCUGUGAAAAAAUGGCUUCGACAGCUAAAGAAUGCUGGGAAAAUUCUUCUGUUAAUUACCAGUUCUCACAGUGAUUACUGUAGACUUCUCUGCGAAUAUAUCCUUGGGAAUGAUUUUACAGACCUUUUUGACAUUGUGAUUACAAAUGCAUUGAAGCCUGGUUUCUUCUCCCACUUACCAAGUCAGAGACCUUUCCGAACACUCGAGAAUGAUGAGGAGCAAGAGGUGCUGCCAUCUCUGGAUAAACCUGGCUGGUACUCACAAGGGAACGCUGUCCACCUCUAUGAGCUUCUGAAGAAAAUGACUGGCAAACCUGAACCCAAGGUUGUUUAUUUUGGUGACAGCAUGCAUUCAGAUAUUUUCCCAGCUCGUCACUAUAGUAAUUGGGAGACAGUCCUCAUCCUGGAAGAACUCAGAGGGGAUGAAGGCGCGAGGAGUCAGAGGCCUGAAGGGUCAGAGCCUCUAGAGAAGAAAGGAAAAUAUGAGGGACCAAAGGCAAAGCCUUUAAAUACUUCAUCUAAAAAAUGGGGCUCUUUUUUUAUUGAUUCAGUUUUGGGACUGGAAAAUACAGAAGACUCCUUGGUUUAUACAUGGUCUUGUAAGAGAAUCAGUACUUACAGCACUAUUGCAAUUCCAAGUAUUGAAGCAAUCGCAGAAUUACCUCUGGACUACAAAUUUACAAGAUUCUCUUCAAGCAAUUCAAAAACAGCUGGCUACUAUCCAAAUCCUCCACUGGUCUUAUCAAGUGAUGAGACACUGAUAUCCAAAUAAGUUGUCUUUACUGAAAAAUGAAGUGAAGACCCAUAUAUGCAGUUAAAAAAAAAAAAAGUUAAUUUUCAAAAAAUACUGUAAAAGACUUUAAGGAAUGAGUUUUAUUGACCAGUAAGUUGAUAUUUGCCCAUAGGUCUCCUUUCUAUAAAUCAUCUUGAUGUUUAACAACUCUUAUUAUAUUAAAAUCUCAGUAUCCUAAAACUUAGAACCUUAUUGAUAUUUUCUAUACAGUAGUUUUGUGAUUAGAAUUCACCUGGGGACACACACUCACACACACAGUCACUUUUACACAUAUGCCUAGUCCAGUGGUUCUGAAAGUGUGAUCCAUAGACUAAUAGCAUAGCAUUACCUGAGAACUUGAUAAUGCAUAUUUGCAGGCCCCACCCAAAACCUGCUGAAUCAGAAGCUCUGAGAGUAAGGCCUACCAAUCUGUGGUGUAACAAGCCCAUCAGGUGAUUCUGAUUUACAGUACAGUCUGAGACCCACUGGCUAGAACAUAUCCUCCAGAGACUUGGCUUAACUGGUCUGGGUAAAUAUGGCUGAGCGUUGUUAUCUUUUGUUAUCUUUUAUAUGCCCUAGGAAAUUGCAGCCAGAAUUGAAAACCAACUGAUCUAUACCAGUUCUUUCAAUUAAUAGUCAAGAACACUGAGUCCAGUGAGAUUAAGUGAUUUUUGCAGGCUAUGAGGUUUUAUGCUAUUCCUGUGUUCUCCAAAACAAGAAAAUAAAAAGACAUGAUUUAUUCUCUGUUCAUACAGCAAGUAUGGAACAGAGAUGAUCUAGAAGUCAACUAUCUCAACCUCCAUUGUUACCCACUAGGUUUUUUUCUAAUAAUGUUAAAGGCUAUUUAAUUUAUUUAAUCAACUUUCAGCAUUACAUUCUCAGUUGGGGACAAAAAUUGGUUCUUGGGGUGAAAAAAUAUUAGAUAUGGAUUGUGGACUUCCAAAAUCAUCCUAUCCAACAAAAUCUUAUUCCUUAGUAUUAAUUUAUCUCAUUGGGAAGAAAUUUGUAGUUAAAACCAUUUAAUUUAAUUUGAAUUUAAUUUCUGUAAUUGGGAAGGAGGGUAAUAAUGAACAAAAAGUUUGAGAAAAAAAUGCUUUAAUGGGUUUUACAGGCAUGCUAUAAUCCAGGACUGUGGUGUUCUGUGUGCUAUGUAUGGUCAUAUUAGUAGCUAUUUGUUGCAAGAUACUUGAAGCCAAAUGUUUGCAGUAUAGGUUCCUGGCUACUGUUUAUGCUUUGAUUUCACUCUGUCUAUCAUGGGCAGUAUUAGCAAACACACUGGUUUUCACUAUCUGGUUUACCAACAGUAUCAUUAUUUUACCUGGAUUGAAGUGCAGAAUUUGGCAUAUCGAUGCAUGCAAUGGAAAGAAAAAAUAAUUGUUAAAAUUUGUAAAUGUUCAGCUAAAUCUCAGAUAUCCUGUGGGAUGAGUAUCUCAGGGUAAGUAAAAACAAACAAACAAAAAAAAUCACUGAAAUUUUUCCCUCACAGUCAGUAGCUUUGUUUGAUAUUUAACAAUAAGUAUAUGGUGAUAUACUUGAAAUUUAUGUCCAGAAUGUCACUGGAAUAUUACAAUGAGCAUAAAUAAUCAAGCUUAGGACUAAAUGAAAGAUACUAUCUCAUGUAUGCUUUAAAUAGAGAAUUUAUUUCUUUUAAAAAUAAAGCUAUUUUUCCUUAUCCAUGUUUAUUCUGUAAAUGGCAAAUAAUACAUCUUUAAAUGCUUAUGAACUACUGUUAAUAUGAAAAAUGAGAACUCCAAAAUAAGAAAUAAUUGCACUUUUUGGGCCACUGAGUAGUGGCGGGGGUUCAGGAGGCAGAAUUCAGUUGUCAGAAGUACUAGUCUUCCCUUUAUCAUUCUACCUAAAGACCCUGAACAAGUUACCACCAAAUUUGGCUUCAUUUUUUUCCAUCUUAUGAAAGGAAAAGCUUAGUUUAUUUCUAAAUUUCCUUCCUUUCUGUCAGUAUUUCUUCUAAUGAAUGUGUUUUUCUGUAAUUAGAAAGACUAUAAUUAGGCUUUUUAAAUUUGUAUUUCAUUGUUUCUAAACAGUGCCAAUGUUUCUGAUUGGAUAUGAAGAUUAAAAAUAAUCCAAAUCCAUAAAAAUUAAAAAGAAAAUAUUAAAGAAGUUAUAUGAAGCAAAACAAUUGUAUAAAUGGACAGAAGACGUGUAAUAUUUGCAUAUAGGCAAACAUUCAUAAUCUAAAGGACACCUAAAAAUAGAUGUAAGCGAGCAGAGGUUUUCUUUGCUGGCCACUGUUUAUCACAUCAGCAGAGGAAAGAUCUGAAUGGCUCAGUGACCAAAUCUUUCGUCAGAAUCUGGUAUUUGGAAUACUGAGGUAGUAAAAACUUUAUCUGAACCAUGAAUUGCAAUCUAAAAUCAACUUCUGAGUUUGUGUAAACUCUAAACUGAAAUCGAGUAUUAUUUCCCCACCAAUAUUCAUAUCCAAAAAUAAUUUUAAAUACACACACACACACUUUUAGUGAACUGGUUUGAAUGAAAAUAAAUUUGUAUAAUUAUUUUAUAUAACAAAUCAGCAUAAAAUGGAAGAUCAAACUGCCUCUCUAGAUAUAAUAACCUUGACUGAAUGUUAGAAAUACAUGGACAGCUUUUUAAAAUCUUCAGUGUUGGAGUAACAGUCCCUUACAUCUUUUCAGCCUCUUGAGUACAAGAAGACUAUCAUAAGAGUUAGUUCCAGAUUGGUGCAAGACUGGAAUACACCUGACUGCUUUUAUUAAAGCCAUGAGGGCAUACCAAGUAAUUCACGCAGUAUGGUCUUAUUGCCACCCUUGAAAAUCCCUGGGCAUGGUCCAGUCCACAUACAAUGAAUUCAGAAAGGUGUCUCUUGUUGGUCUCUAGAACUAUCCUCAGAAAUAAUCGUAAAACAGUGGUCAUGAGUGCUGACUCCUCACUAGGCUACUUCAUGUACAUUAUCUUGUUUACUCUCUCUAGCAACCAUAUGAGAUGUAUAUAAUUAUUAAAUUGUACAGAUGGGAAAAUUGAAAUUCAGAGAGAUUAAAUACAAUGCUUGCUCUAUGUUACACUGUUACUAAGAGAGCAAUACAUGAACCCAAGUUUGAUCCUCAAAAUCACACUUUUAAUUACUUGAUACAUAAUGUCUUCCAAUAUUGAAUCUAGACUAGGGCAAAUUCUCAGCCCAAAACCAUACUUCAAUUUAGCAAUAAUGUCAUGCUAGGACAUGAGAGGGAUUAAAAGUGAAGACACAGCCUCUAUCUUUAAGUAAUUCAUAAUUUAGCCAAAUAUAUUAAAUAUCUGUAAUAUAAAACUUACCUAGGAAAGUAAAAUAGAGAUCCAAGAAUCAGGAGUCCUAAAGCAUAUAAUGAGUCUGUUACUCUUGGAAGCCACACAUGUCAAGAUCAUCAGUAAGCAGGCCUACUCUUUCUUCAUAUUCUGGGUUAAUGUUCACCUUGACUGGUUGGUAAAUUUCCCUCACUGGUGCUGAAGUAACCAAAAUGGAGAAGGAGUGAUGAAAACUCAUCUUUGAGUAAACUUUGUGGGAAAUAGUAUACCUGGGCCUAUAGAGAAGUUGGGUCAUUCCUUAGAACGACAACUAGAAAAGUAUAUAGACUGCUUGCCAAUCAGUUUGUUGUACCAUGUACCUGUUCACAGACUCUUUUCAAAAAACAAGUUUAUUUUACUUUUUUUGGUACUUUGGUCAUGUUGUUUCCUUGGUAAAGAUCAAAGUUUAAUAAAGCUUAACAAAGUUUAAUAAAGAAAAGAAAUAAAUCACUAUCUAAAUGUGUUAAAAGCAAUCACCAAGUUUAAUCAAUUAAAAAAUAAAUAUUCUCUUAACAGAAAUGUCAGCGGUUCCUUACAAUGCUUAGCAGCUAAAUUCCAUGAGUAUAAUGUUUAAUGUCUUUUUGGUACAUUAAAUAUUCAGUGCCUUUGAUGAAGGGAACAAACUGAUAAUUUCAUUCAUGUGCAGCAAACAUCAAGGUUACAUAAGUAAAUUCAAAUGUGUUAAUCUGUAACUGUAUGGAAUCCUGUAUUAAACCAAGUGAUAAAAUGUACCCUUCUCAAAGGCUAUUCAUGAAUGAUUAAGCAUAACCUUCAACUGAGGCGUGAAUACUCAUGUGUCAAUAGGGUUUUUGUUAACAUUUGUAUGCCAAAUUUAUUACGAUAGCUGUGAUAGAGUAGAAGUUAUGCUAGCUUGAAAUCAGAAAACUCAACAGUGAGACUUGCAUCUUAGGCAGUUUACUUCCACUUUCUGGACCUCUGUUUUCUCAACUAUUUAAAUGGAAAUAAUAAAACUUGUGUUGCAAGGAUUAUCAAAGUAAUAUGUGCACUUCGAAGUGCCUGACAUAUCUCAGAUCUUUUGAGGAGAUUGUGAAGCCAGGGAAUACGUCACUGAAACAAGAUCAAAUAUCCAGGUCUUAAAUUGUGAUUCUCUAGGACAGGAACUCAAUAAUUAAAAAUAUAGGUAAGGGUUUGUUUUGGUUUUUGUUUGUUUGUUAAUGAUGAAAACAUUUAAGGACGCUUGAGUUAACUGGAGAUAAAGCAGCAGCACCAGGAGUAAUGGAGAGAAGGGCCUGAUAAGAAGGUCAGAGAAGCCUUUUAUAAGCGUCUGGCUUGUGCUGAAUGCCCAGAAAUGGAAGCGCAAGGAAAUUGUUGUGUGAGGACCAGGGAAAUUAUGCAGUGUCACCACUACUCACAAGGAUUAUGGCCUGAGAAGACUAAAAUGAUACUUCUUAGGUGACCAGAAGAUGGUGGAACUUCUUAACUGGUUUGGAGGUCCACAUAAAGAAUAAUUGAGGUCUAGAAUUAAGGAAGAAAAAGCAAUACAAAGAAAUGGAGCAGGGCUAUAGCAGUGAACCAAUUGGUUGGUAAGUGAAACCUGUAAGAUGCCUAAUUGAGUAAUUUAAUGACUAAUUUUAUUAGGCUAAACAGAACAGAAACCAUGCUAAUCUGUAACAAAUAAGUGGUGCCAGCCUAUUAGAGUGAAUGCUAUUGGUUAGACUAAAGCAGAUAAUAAACCAAGUGUAGGAAAAAUGACAUUUUCUGAUUACGUCCAGAACAGGCAUAGAAAAGGUAUAAUAAAGUUUGAAACAGGUGGCUGACAGUGCAGAAAUCAAUCACUAAACUGAAAAGGUAAAAUGAACAUUGUUAGAGGAAUUUAGGAUUAAGACGGAUGUAGAGCUUGCAGAAGAAAACCUAGCUCUCUAAUACUUAAAGUUCUCCAGCCCUAGAAAAAAAUACCUCAGCAAGAAAUUGCAAGUAAUAAUUGCACCAAGAGUCAGCACCUAUUUAACUGUAUGUUUAAGUUUCUAACUCAAAUGAGAAAUUUUGGGCCAUUUUUGUCAAAUUUUUGCUCAGAUGGCUACAAAUACUUGGCAAUUCAUUUUCACAGAUUUUGCAGCAUCCACAAAGCCCUCCUUACUGCAGAGAAUGCAGAGGUAUUUAUCCAAUAAACCUUCAUGUAAUUGCUGCUAUACAGCACAACUAUCAUUACUGGUAAUUAAAGUUGUGAUACCUG
Nomascus leucogenys (northern white-cheeked gibbon) is the source of this 7137-nucleotide messenger RNA. It is a transcript of the gene NT5DC1, whose product is annotated as 5'-nucleotidase domain containing 1. The record is from RefSeq and is a predicted model, not a curated record. Gene Ontology annotation, molecular function: 5'-nucleotidase activity. NCBI's taxonomy places the organism in Eukaryota, Metazoa, Chordata, Mammalia, Primates, Hylobatidae.